AUGUCGGAGCAGCGUCGUCGUCGUCGUCGUCUAAGCAGCAAAAUUUGGUUUAGUUUUGGUCGGAGGAGGAGCAGUUUGUCUUCCUCUUCUCCGAUGCUCCUCAAGCACCAUCACCCUCCUUCUCGAACCUCCCUCCAACCUCCCCGCACUUCUCGCAGGAAUGAUGAUUUACCUGUACAUGGGGUUUCAGAGACAAUUGUGGGUGUAUUGGGAGGAGGCCAAUUGGGUCGAAUGCUAUGUCAAGCUGCGUCUCAAUUGGUAAUUAAGGUGAUUGUAUUGGACCCAAUGGAGAAUUGCCCUGCAAGUUCACUAUCACAUUAUCAUAUGGUGGGGAGUUAUGAUGAUAGUGCCACGGUCCAAGAAUUUGCCAAAAGGUGUGGAGUGUUAACUGUUGAAAUUGAGCAUGUUGAUGUGGUGACAUUAGAGAAGUUAGAACAAGAAGAGGUGGAUUGUUAACCCAAAACUAUCCGAA
Molecule: messenger RNA, 472 nt
Organism: Camellia sinensis
Lineage: Eukaryota; Viridiplantae; Streptophyta; Magnoliopsida; Ericales; Theaceae
Source: RefSeq, a predicted model, not a curated record